AUGCAACGCGCGGCAAAACGAGUUUCUUCUUUAUCCACACAUGGCUGUUGUAGUCAGGUUGUAGUCACUGCUUGCUAAUAUUUUUCUGGUUGAAAUUAACAUUUUUUUCAAGCUCGUGUCCGUUUUAGGGCAGCCACCAAAUGAAAGUUAAAGUGCUCUCGAGGAACCCGGAUGAUUAUGUCCGGGAGACCAAAUUUGACAUUCAGCGCGUCCCUAGAAACUACGACCCAACCCUUCAUCCGUUUGAGGUGGUCAGAGAGUAUGGACGAGCUCUGAAUGCCACGAAGCUGGAGCGGGUGUUUGCCAAGCCCUUCCUGGCCUCCCUGGACGGUCACAGAGAUGGGGUGAACUGCAUGGCCAAGCACACCAAGACCCUCUCCACCCUGCUGUCAGGCUCCUGCGAUGGAGAGGUGAAACUUUGGAAUCUGACCAAACAUGAAUGUGUUCGAACUCUCCAAGCACAUGAAGGUUUUGUGCGGGGAAUGGUUGUGCGCUUCUGUGGAACUUCCUUCUUUACGGUUGGUGAUGACAAAACAAUCAAGCAGUGGAAAAUGGAAUCGCCGGCUUAUGGAGAGGAAGAGGAGCCGCUUAACACUAUCCUUGGAAAGACCGUGUUCACAGGACUGGACCAUCACCGGAAAGAGGCUGUGUUUGCCACAUGCGGCCAGCAGGUGGACAUCUGGGACGAGCAGAGGAGCAGUCCAAUCCGUUCUUUCACCUGGGGCGUGGACAGCUUCAGCUCGGUCCGCUUCAACCCUGUGGAGACUGAACUUCUUGCCAGUUGUGCGUCUGACAGAAGUAUAGUGCUGUAUGACAUGAGAGAAUCAGCCCCACUUAAAAAGGUCAUCAUGACAAUGAGGAGCAACACAGUUUGCUGGAACCCCAUGGAAGCCUAUUACUUUACAUGUGCAAAUGAGGACUACAACCUCUACACAUAUGACAUGAGGUACCUGGACAAGCCCUUGUUGGUUCACAUGGACCAUGUCUCUGCGGUGCUGGAUGUUGACUAUUCUCCCACUGGGAAGGAGUUCGUCUCUGCCAGCUUCGACAAGACCAUCCGCAUCUUCCCCAAGGACAGUGGACACAGCAGGGAAGUGUACCACACCAAGCGCAUGCAGCACGUCAUCUGCGUAAAGUGGUCGGCGGACAACAAGUACAUCCUGAGCGGCUCUGACGAAAUGAAUAUCCGCCUGUGGAAAGCCAACGCGGCCGAGAAGCUCGGAGUGCUGGCCCCCAGAGAGAAGCAAGCCAUGAACUACAAUCAGAAGCUGAAGGACAAGUUCCAGCACCACCCCCAGAUCAAACGCAUCUCCCGCCACCGACAUCUACCCAAGAACAUUUUCCACCAGACCAAGGAGCUGAGGGUGAUGAAGGAGGCUCGCCGUAGAAAGGAGAGGAACGUCCGCAAGCACAGCAAACCCGGGACUGUUCCCGUGGUGCCCGAGAAGGAGAAGCAUGUUGUCACUGUGGUGAAGUAGGCCGAGCUGAAGGAAGGAAGACCUUAAAGAGACUGAUGUUAGGAGACGGCUUGGAGAAUAAAGUCACAUCCGCAUGGGAGAUGUCCAUCUCCUCACUCUUAAGGAUUAAAGAAAGGUUUAUUUCGUGGGAGCAACGAGAGACCAGUUGUGCAUCGUUUGAAGUACAAGGACACAGACUGUAAAUACAAUAAAAACUUCUACUGGACUUUUUCACUGUUGGUUCUAAUGAUAUGAGUAAUCAACAACCAUCUUGACAGUUACAGAUUUACAUUGAUACGAACAUGAAAGAACCUUGAAUUUUCCCUGAGUGGGUACUUUCACAUUUACAGAUACACGGUCAACAGUUGGUACAUUUAUUUUAAAGACGUUCAAAAAAAAAGUUGCUUCUUGAAACUACCACAGAUGCUAUAAUCUCCAAAGAAACUGGAUUGUCGACAUGUCCUCCAACAAAGUAAUUAUAGCUGUCGUGAAUUCGGCUUCUUGGGUGUCUUUUUGGAUAAAGCUGCACAAUUUUGAACAGCCUCUCCAUGAGGGCAUACUAAAACUCAAGAGCGUGUAUGAUAAGUGAUGGAGGUGUAGCAGUGGCAAAAGACUGAGAGUGAAGAUCAAACCCUCCAUUACUUUUCAAACAUACACCUAUUUAGCUGCUUCAUAAUGCUCCAUCUGCAUUUUAAGAUAUUUAAUGAGUGGAAAUAUUUCAACAGUUUUUCCGGAUGACUAUACUAUAUUCCUUGUUUUUCAUGUUUCCCACCAACACUGUAUUCUGAUGUGUAUUAGUAAUAAAUUCCUAAAGUUUUA
Mugil cephalus (flathead mullet) is the source of this 2276-nucleotide messenger RNA. It is a transcript of the gene dcaf13, whose product is annotated as ddb1 and cul4 associated factor 13. NCBI's taxonomy places the organism in Eukaryota, Metazoa, Chordata, Actinopteri, Mugiliformes, Mugilidae. Gene Ontology annotation, molecular function: protein binding. The record is from RefSeq and is a predicted model, not a curated record. Gene Ontology annotation, cellular component: nucleolus; small-subunit processome. The coding region runs from base 141 to 1478 and encodes 445 amino acids. Gene Ontology annotation, biological process: maturation of SSU-rRNA from tricistronic rRNA transcript (SSU-rRNA, 5.8S rRNA, LSU-rRNA). The transcript is spliced from 11 exons.